AUGCAGGUGUACUCCUCAGCAGAUGAAGAGAUAGAUGACGUUAACGAGCUACAAGAUGAAUAUGAAAGUGUGUCUAGUGAAGAAGAUUGUGUGUUAUUUGUCCUUGAGGUUGGAGAUGUGUUUGAAAGCUGGGACUUUGCCGAAAAACAAGUUGUAUACUGUGCAAAAAAUAAUGGCUUUGAAGUAAAGAAGUUUCGGCUUGAGAAAAACAAAGGAGAGAUUGUACGUCGAACCUUUAAGUGCAAGUUUUCAGGAGUAUAUCGUGCACAAAAGAAAGCUGACAUAGAAGACACCUGUGAACGUGAAAGUGUAAGAAUGAAUUGUCCCUGGAAUAUUAAUCUUCGGCUCACUGGUGACCUCGUAUAUGUUACCUCACUAUGCAACGAACAUAACCACUCUCUUGAAAAAAAAAAUUUCGUAUCAAAUCGUCAACUCAGUCCAGAAAUUCUUGAGGAGAUCAAAUUUCUCGUAAAUAUUGGUUGUGGAGCAGGAAUUCAGUCAACUAAACGCGUUGAAGGUUAUAAUUCGCUAAUUAAACGAUCGGUCAAAAGUUCAGCAACGUUGUUUGAAUUGGAUACACAUAUUCAGUCACUUCUCAACAAAGAAGAAAAAUUCGAACAGCAUGAACAAUCAAAUCAAAAUCCAACAGUGGGUUUGCCGAACGUUGUCGGGAGAGUAGAGGAUUGGAAUGAUUUGCUCAAAAAUGAGAUUACCAUUGGCGAAGGACAAGAUGAAGACAGUGAAGAUGAUGAAGAUUAUGAAGAUGGUUUUGGCUACACGAAAAAAGCAAUUGGACUAGCCCUUGAAAUAGGCUGUGAAGACGAAUUAAAUGGAAUGUUGCAAAGGUGGAUAAGAGAGAAGGAAAAUGAAACUCGUUCUAGGCAACUGGAGAUCAAAAAAGAAAAUUUGCCAAAUAUUAGCAACCCUUAUCAGACGCGUACAAAAGGUGCUCAAAGAAAGCGUAUAAAGAAUGCAUUAGAAGAUAAUCAAAAGCAAAAGUCAAGUGGAUCUGCUAGUACUCAACGAUCACAGUAUGUAUGCAGUCACUGUAAAGGCAUUGGACAUAAUGCACGUAGGUGCGAACUUAAAAAGAAUCUAAAGAAGCCUAAAUCUAAACGACUUACAAAAUGA
Molecule: messenger RNA, 1131 nt
Organism: Rhizophagus irregularis DAOM 181602=DAOM 197198
Lineage: Eukaryota; Fungi; Glomeromycota; Glomeromycetes; Glomerales; Glomeraceae
Source: RefSeq, a predicted model, not a curated record